Messenger RNA from Mugil cephalus (flathead mullet), 1342 nucleotides. RefSeq names its product armadillo repeat containing 1, like (gene armc1l). Gene Ontology annotation, molecular function: metal ion binding; protein binding. The coding region runs from base 118 to 933 and encodes 271 amino acids. The transcript has 7 exons. Lineage: Eukaryota; Metazoa; Chordata; Actinopteri; Mugiliformes; Mugilidae. The record is from RefSeq and is a predicted model, not a curated record.
UUACCGUGGGCAACGGUUGCACGGCCAAUUGCGUGUCUCGAGAAACUAGCACCAAAUUCGUAUUUUUGUGCACGAGCUUCUUCUUCUUUGGGUAACGUUCAGGUAACGUUAGCGAACAUGAUGGAUGCACUGUCGGUGGUGAGUCAGCUCAGAGACUUGGCCUCCGAGCCGCAGAACCGAGCGGUCAUAGUCCAGGACCAGGGUUGUCUCCCCGGACUGGUUCUCUUCCUGGACCACAAGGACCCAGAAGUGGUGUUUGCUACUCUGCAGACUCUGCGUUACUUGGCUGAGUUGCCUCCCAACAUCCCCAUCAUGAAUAAUGAACUAGGUAUGAUGGUGAGCCUAGAAACUCUUAUGGGAAGGGAGGGCCUGUCAGCUGACAUCACAGCCUUGGCAGAGGAGGUGUAUAAUAUCCUGAGGGCACCUGUUAGUGUUGCACGGCGCACACCUGAGAGGGAGAGGAGAAAGAAGUCCCAGUUCUUCAUCAACUCCUCCAACAAGAAAGCCAAGAGCGUGACUCUGCACAUACAGGGCUUGGACAGCAUUGACCAAAGAGGUUUGUGUGAGGAGGCUCUUCUGAAGGUCAAAGGAGUGAUCAGCUUCACGUUCCAAAUGGCCUCCAAGAGAUGCACCGUUCGCAUCCGUUCAGACCUGUCCACUGAGAGUCUGGGAACAGCUAUCGCUGCAACCAAGGUGUUGUCAGCUCAACAAGUUGUGAAGAAUGAGACAGGAGAAGAGGUUUAUAUCCCUCUGAACUCUACCGGAGUGGAAGUGCCUCAAAACUCGGCUCUGCCUGAUUACCUCCCGGAGGAAGAGGAGAGCCCAGAGACCAAGUGUGAUCGAGCAAUUUCCCGCACCACAGCUAAAGAAGAUUCCAACGGGAGCUGGCUCAACGCCGCAGCCAGUUUCCUCACAAAAACCUUCUACUGGUGAAACUGGACGUUCUGGACACAGAGCCACAGAGCCGUGCUUUAAGACUGGCGUCGUCAUUGGCUGUAGUGAAAUGCUACAGGAGCACAUCGUGGCUUUCACUGUAUGCUCAGAACUUCAGUUUCAGCUACAUGUUAUUGUGAUUACACAUAAUCAACAUGUGUAUGAGACUGAAUUUAAAGCUCUGUUCCUCAUGUUGGAGUUAAAGCUACACACUUGGGAAAAUGUCCUUUUUCUUUUCACUAUCCUCAUUAAGUGUAAAUAUUUUUUCAAAUCUUUCUUUCAGUCUUUUCAAACUGUUCAUUUCCUCCUUACAUGUAGAAAUGUUAUUUUUCUCUCAAUGAGAAGUUGUUCUCUGUCCUUCUGUUUGUAGUUGUAAUGGUUUACGAUUAUAAUAAAUGUACAAAAUAUC